AUGGCGAGCGACGCCGAGAACGCGGCCCAGAUGCCGGCCAUUUCGAGCGACCUCAUCGGGCAAGACCUGUUCAUGCAGAUGCCGACCGCGAACGUAUGGAAUGGAGCGGCGAACGGCGAGACUUUCGGAAUCGAGCAGGAAGCGUACAACAUGCCCGCGGAGAGACUCACAGCUGCCGCGAAGGUUCCGGCGCACUACGCCCAAUCUCCGAUUUUUGGCGAAGGUCACGCGAACGCGUCCCCGUAUCGGUCGGCCGAAGGAUCGCCGACACCGGCGAGCUGCCACCGACGAGCACCGAACGCCGGUGAGGGGAGCAGCCUCGACUCCUUCAUCCUGAGCGACCCCUCGACCCCUGUCACACCCCGCGCGUUGAACGACAAUGUCUGCAGCGUACCUGAGGUGGCCGAUUGCCCUGUAGGAGAAACGAGCGCCGUCCAAGCCAGCGACGGUGGAGAGGGACAAAGCGACACGCGUGGCAGGAAGAGACAACGCGUUGAGGUCUCCCCGGAGAGGCAGAAAGGGCGCGACACCUCCAGCGUGCCUGUUAAACUGGAGCAUACCGCAAAGUCUGCAAAGAGCAAAGGAAAGCGUCGCGAUCAGCCCCCGGGACUUCCCCCGGCGCAGGGUACUUAUUUUGUCGACGCGGACCUCGCUGCGUACCUCCGCCGCGAUGAGCAGCGGUAUAACUUGGCGAUCCAACAACAAGGUUUCCCUCAGAUUGGCAAUGAGACGCAACCUCCCCCUCAAACGCAGACCGCGCCCCCUCAGAGCGAUAGCGGGAGCGACGGAACGAGCGGAGGAUCCUUUCUCGAACUGGACGUCGCGGCGAUGAUUCGCGAGCAACCAGAAAUGUGUAAGAACUUUCUGAAAGGCACCAACCACGCGCCCUCCUUCGCGCCACCCCAGCCUCUACCGAGCACGCGCAGCGUAUCGGCCGCGGUGCCCACCGUCAUCGCGCACAUCGAGAUCCCCCCUCCUCCUGUGAAGCUGUGGCAGCCGAAAGACGCGACGCUGGCGGCGCCAGCAGCAGUCGCGAGACCGUCGCGCGCGCACGCGGGCCUGUCAGCGUCCGCGCACGCUCCGAGUGUGCGCAGCGAGGAAAUGGACGUCGACCCGCCCGAUGCGACCCCAGCGAAGCGAGGGGCCCCACUGUCGCGUACGCUGAGCGGCAGCGCCCACGCAUGGCCGAAAACUGGAGCAAGCUCCGAGCGCGUGGGCACUGCUGCGAUCGCACCAACUCCCGCAGCCACCCCAGUCCACCUAGACCCGGACGCGAGAUCAGCAGAACUCACGCGUACAGGCAUCCUCCGUGUCAUGGAAACGCCACGCGACGGCUUCCCCACGAAGCACGCGCGCGGCCCUCUCGAUCUCGUCAGAGACUUCCUCCGCAAGGACCUCAACGCACUCAGGACAUGCAAGCCCGGCACCUGUUUCGGUGUGGAGCUCCACGGGAUGAAGGACACGGGCGACGAGGAGUACCUCACGCGCGCCCGACGCGCAAUAGUGAAGGGGAUCACUGCCUUGACCGGGAUGACGAACUUCCGGUUAAACUCACCGCCGCGACCGUCGCAGAAGGGCCUCAAGCGUGACUCCUCGAUGCUUUGGACUGUGUCCUCAGCCGAGCCGGGCCCAGUACGGAUGCUCGUAGCUAAAGGAGUGUGGCCGACCGAUUUCGGCGCCCUCCACAUCCACGAUCUCUUCGUCAAACCGACGCGUUUCUGCAUCAAGUACAUGGGCUUUGUGAGCGGCGAGAAGGCCCACGUGAGGCAGGUAAUCACCGAGAACUUCCUGAGCGCGCCCUUCCUCGACCCGAUCAUAGAACUCGUCGCGACUGACCCCAACCUCCCCGCGGGCGCGGAUGCAGAGGCCGUGGCGAGGGGCAUCGUCGAGAGUUUCGAGAUAGUCAUCGACAGAGUCGCAGGCGGGCCGCAGAACGGAGCAACCACCGCCGCAAUAUACGCCGACCCGCCAACUUCGGACGAGGAAGCGUGGACCGACUGGAACGCGGCGCUGCGCAAGCAACCACUUGUGAACCGCUUCGGACCCCAUGCGAUUGAGGUAUAUCCCCUGAUGAGAUGCGCAGGCUGCCACGCGGGCGACCACGUUCGCGCUAACUGCCCUUUCGAGGCCCUCCCGGGCUGGUUCGACGGAUUCUCUGACGGCCAAGCACAGAAUGGACAGCCCGCCACGCCCCGCGCGGACGCGCGCGCGGCCUCGCACGACGCAACGCGUGUCGCGCAGCUGCAACCCCCGCACCUGGCUCCGUCGACCGCAGCGCCGCUCGCGGGAGGGAGCGGACAGGCAAUGACCCCGGCCGAGCACCUCCGCAUAGCGCGCGAGCACCUGGCGGUCGUGUGCGCGCACCCGCAAGUGUCGCGAGAGCAGCUAGACCUCCUUCGGGAUUGCACCCAGCUCGCUCAAGGGCCCGCGACCACGCAGCAGGGCCCAUCCCAGCUAACGCCGAACGCGAUGAGUCGCCAGCAGAACCCGCAGCGAAUGGACCCCUUCGCGCCGACCCCCACUCAGCUCAACUCCCUCCCGCCGAUCUACGAAGGCACCGCGCCUGGACAAGAGACACUCCGCAUGGCGCGCGACCCCUUCGCGCUGGCACGCGAGCCGUUCGCUGCCCCGUGCGAACCCGGACAGGCACAGCACGACCCGCCCGCGAUGUGCCGCGAGCAGCUGCUAGCAUCGCGCGACACCUUCCUCCCCCCGCACGAUUUCGGGCAGACUGCGCGCGAACAGUUUCAAGACUUACGCGACCUGGCGGCACCCGCGCACCCCGCCUUCCAACAGCAGAGGAGAGAACAAGCGAACGCGCGGGACUACCCCCUGGACCUGAGAGGCUCGAUCGAGAUGGCGCACGACCCCUUUAACGGGACGCGCGAGCAAGCCCAAUUGACGCAUGCCCGUCCGCAAGGCGAGGAGUACCGGGUGGACCUGCGCGCGAUGGCAUCGCAGGCGCAGCACACGAUCGCUGGUGCGCCGCAAGUCGCGCCCGCUCCACAGGUGAACCCUUUCGCGCAGGCAUCACAGGCUGCGCCGCCGCACACGCAGCUGCCACCCCAGCAGACGCACCAGACGCUGCCCGCGCGCGCACCGCAACCACGCGCCCCGCUCCGCGACAUGGACGACACGGCGUACGCGUCGCAGCGUGAGUUCUACCCCCCGGCGCGAGGGCGUGGCCACCCUAGAGGCAACAGGCAGCGCCCGCGCCCUCCGCCGCCGCGUCCGAACUACUCGCAACAAGGGUACGAGAACAACGAUGGCUUCUACUCGCAGGGCGGGGGCUACGGCGACGAUUUCGGCCCCGAGCACUACCCUGCGCCGCCCCCGUACGCUGCGCAGGACGCGUACCGCGGACAGUACCCGGCGCAGUACCAGGACAACGCGCCUCGCGGCGGGGGAAGGCGCGGCAGCCGGAUGAGGACCUUCUUCCCCUUCCCCCAGUAG
Messenger RNA from Trametes versicolor FP-101664 SS1, 3453 nucleotides. RefSeq lists its product as uncharacterized. Lineage: Eukaryota; Fungi; Basidiomycota; Agaricomycetes; Polyporales; Polyporaceae. The record is from RefSeq and is a predicted model, not a curated record. Bases 1 to 3453 code for a protein of 1150 amino acids. The transcript is spliced from 5 exons.